Messenger RNA from Adineta steineri, 1065 nucleotides. The record is from the annotation of a GenBank genome assembly. Lineage: Eukaryota; Metazoa; Rotifera; Eurotatoria; Adinetida; Adinetidae.
AUGUUUCCAAAUCAUUAUUCACCAUCGAAUCCAUACGGUGAUUUUUCAUCAUAUAAUACAACUACAUCAUCAUCAUCAUCUUCUUCAUCAUCAAAUAUAGCUAGUCUUGGUGGUUCUUCAUCUCCAUCUCAUUAUCAACAACACCAACAUAUGUUUUCAACAACACAUUUUUCAAAUGAUAAACUUCAAUCAUCACCACCAACUGGUUAUCCAGCAUUUGCUAUGCAUGGUCUAAAUAUGAAUGUUAAUGUUACUAUGAGUCCUGUUUAUGUACCAACUAAUAAUCUUUCAAUUCCUCAAUCAUCACCAUCAGCUCCAAUGAAAUCAUUUUAUUCAUCGGAUGAAAAUGGUACUAAUGCAUUGGAAGAAAAAUCUAUUAAUUUGGCUGCAUUAAAUGGUAAUGAAAGUCUUCAACCACCGCCACCACCAACACUUGCAUUACCUAACAUGAAAACAAAAGGAAAGAAAAUUCGUAAACCACGAACAAUCUAUAAUCCACUUCAAUUACAAGCACUCAAUAAACGUUUUCAUCGUACUCAAUAUUUAGCAUUGCCUGAGCGAGCUGAAUUAGCAGCUAUGCUUGCUCUAACACAAACUCAGGUUAAAAUAUGGUUUCAAAAUAAACGUUCAAAAGAAAAAAAAUCGAAUAGACAAGGUAAUCGUACUCGUCCAUCAAAUGAUAAUGAUUUAAGUUGUAAUGGUGAAGAAAUCUAUUCUGAUGAUGAAACAAGUUCAACGUCAACUAAUAAUAAUGAUUCAUCUUUACAUGCAACACAAUCUUUAGCACCAGCAUGUGAAAGUAAAGAUGUUGAUGUGACUACAACUAAUCAAACAACAAUCAAAUCAUCACCGAAUAUCUAUGAACAGUCUUCACCACCUUCUCUCACAUCAUCUGCUAUGAUGUCAACAAUAACACCUUAUCCAACAAAUGAUUUUCUUCGUUCAAGUUCAAUGCAUUUUGAUUAUGGAUCAAUGAAUGGUUUUUGGCCACCAUAUCUCUAUGAUACAAAUAAUAAUAAUACUAAUGGUUAUUAUCAACAACAUCCAGCAACGAUUCACAGUUAA